Messenger RNA from Symsagittifera roscoffensis, 1110 nucleotides. RefSeq lists its product as uncharacterized. NCBI's taxonomy places the organism in Eukaryota, Metazoa, Xenacoelomorpha, Acoela, Convolutidae. Bases 172 to 912 code for a protein of 246 amino acids. The record is from RefSeq and is a predicted model, not a curated record. The transcript is spliced from 4 exons.
AAAGACGCGCUGUUUGAAUUGCCAAUGAACAAGUCAUUACAACACCACGUAAACUCGUUAUAAGACGUUCGGCCUAGCCAGUACAAAUUAAAAAUUAAAACCAAAUUAAACGUGUGUUUCAAAGCCAAUCUCCAAAAAAUUACAAUCAUAAAAUAGUAACCACUUACAGGCAUGUUGAGUCACAAAUUGCACAAAAACAGACUCAAACUUCAGUCUUUAACUGGAAUCAGCAACUAUUCCUCUCAUCAAUCCGAGCCAUAUGAUUACAAUUCUGGGAGCCUGCAUACCAACCAAACUCGACCCUUUCUGUCGAAGCGAUACAACUCGCUUUACCACUACACUCCCACUGAUUACAGGGACGACUAUGUCCACACAGACUUGGAGUACCCCUUAGAUGACAACCUAUAUGGUCACUCUCUGAGACACAAACUGCACUCAAAACUAAAUGGAUCACCAUUCAGCCACUUCACACCAUCGAGAGUAUCUAGGACAUGUUCAAUGCACUGUCAGCCAGCGUCAAUUCCAGCAGAUGAUAUCAUUCAGGAAAGCAGAGACGCUAGAUUCAAAGCAUUCGAAGUAAGAGAGCAGCUGAAAAUCAAACAAAUCAUCAAAACUCCGGAGAAUUCAACAAACACAGAACCAUCAGCACCCGAUUCAGAAGGCACAGCCCAGCCAGCAUCUGGGAAUGGAAUUUACUCGCCGCUUCCGCUUAAUUUGUAUCGUGGACUGCCAAAAGAUUGCACGCAUAAUUCUGCCAAGCAAGAGAUUGCUGACGCCAACAUCGGCCAGAGCGACAAGAGUGCUUUCACGAGAGUAGAAAGUAGAAAGGAGGCAAUGCAGAGACGAUACGAGCUAAUGAAACUGAUGGAAUCGAAUCAAGGAAUUUUACACUCAUUAAUGGAUAAACACUAAUAUCAAUGACAUUUAAAAAUUGAAUCUGCCGUUGGAUUAAUUUUAACUGCCACUGGCUACUGUGCCACUAAAAGCUAAGAUAGCUCUAAUACGUUUAAGUUGUAGAUUGAACUAACAUUUUCGCGCAUCUUCAGGUUGAAAAAUCCAAUUAGUAUAUACAAAACACACAAAUUUAAAACACAGAUAAUCUUUUUAUAA